This is a messenger RNA of Carlito syrichta (Philippine tarsier), 1148 nucleotides long. RefSeq names its product torsin family 1 member B (gene TOR1B). The record is from RefSeq and is a predicted model, not a curated record. Gene Ontology annotation, molecular function: kinesin binding; ATP hydrolysis activity; ATP binding. Gene Ontology annotation, biological process: protein localization to nucleus; nuclear membrane organization. Gene Ontology annotation, cellular component: endoplasmic reticulum lumen; nuclear envelope; endoplasmic reticulum. The transcript is spliced from 5 exons. The coding region runs from base 69 to 1079 and encodes 336 amino acids. Lineage: Eukaryota; Metazoa; Chordata; Mammalia; Primates; Tarsiidae.
GGAAGUCGUCCUGCCCCUAGUCCGCCGGGCGCCGGGGCCGAGUCGCUGUGGCUGCUGUGUGGCGGGAGAUGCGGAUGGCGAGGCGGCUCGCGUGCGCCGCGGCGUUGCCGCUCCUGCUGGCAGCCCGGAUAGUGGCGGCGUUGGAGCCCAUCACCGUGGGCAUCGCCAUCGGGGCCGCGUCGGCCAUCACCGGCUACCCGUCCUACAAGGACAUCUACUGCCGCUUCGCCGAGUGCUGCCCCGAGGAGCGGCCGCUCAACGCCUCGGCCCUGAAGCUGGAUUUGGAGGAGAAGCUUUUUGGACAGCACCUGGCCACAGAAGUGAUUCUCAAGGCGCUGACUGGUUUCAGGAACAACAAAAGUCCCAAGAAACCGCUGACCCUCUCCUUACAUGGCUGGGCUGGCACAGGCAAGAAUUUUGUCAGCCAGAUGGUGGCUGAAAAUCUUCACCCCAAGGGCCUGAAGAGUAACUUUGUCCACCUGUUUGUGUCGACUCUGCACUUCCCUCAUGAACAGAAGAUAAAACUGUACCAGGACCAGCUGCAGAAGUGGAUUCGCGGCAACGUGAGUGCCUGUGCAAGCUCGGUCUUCAUAUUUGACGAGAUGGAUAAGCUGCACCCUGGGAUCAUCGAUGCCAUCAAGCCGUUUCUAGACUACUACGAGCAGGUCGACAGAGUGUCUUACCGCAAAGCCAUCUUCAUCUUCCUCAGCAACGCAGGUGGCGACCUCAUAACUAAGACGGCGCUUGAGUUCUGGCGGGCAGGGAAGACGAGGGAAGACAUCCAGCUGAAGGACCUGGAACCGGUGCUGUCUGUCGGGGUCUUCAAUAAUAAACACAGUGGCCUGUGGCGCAGUGGACUCAUUGACCGGAACCUCAUCGAUUACUUCAUCCCCUUCUUGCCCCUGGAGUACAGACACGUGAAGAUGUGUGUGCGGGCCGAGAUGAGGGCCCGCGGUUUGGCCAUUGAUGAGGACAUUGUCACACGCGUGGCAGACGAAAUGACGUUUUUCCCCAAAGAUGAGAAAAUCUACUCAGACAAGGGCUGCAAGACCGUGCAGUCGCGGCUGGACUUCCACUGAGCCUUCCUCCAGAUCAGGGGCCCUGCCUUCAGAAGCACUUUGAAGACCUGUUCAAGGUUUUGCAUAUUU